This is a messenger RNA of Peniophora sp. CBMAI 1063, 1767 nucleotides long. NCBI's taxonomy places the organism in Eukaryota, Fungi, Basidiomycota, Agaricomycetes, Russulales, Peniophoraceae. The record is from the annotation of a GenBank genome assembly.
AUGUCGAAAUUGGAACGCCAACAGAUUGUGGGCCCCAUGCCCAUAGCCGAACUCUUGAAGAAUAUCUUACAUCGCUUGACACCCGGCACGGACAAAUCCCGGGAUCCCUUUCCUUGCUCGGAUCUGGACUAUCCCUUGGGCUCAAGACCAGGUUUACGAUCCUUUGUUGAUAGGAUUCAGGAGACUCUAUGUCCAAACCUAGCAUUGGACUUCCCUGCUAUGGCUUUGAGCAAGGAGCCCGAUGUCUUCUUCGUCGCUCGCAAGCCUGCGUCUCGCGACGACCCUUUGAACCUCACGGAUGGGAGAGAACUGGCGUUCUUGCGUGUCUCUCGCGACAAAGAUCCCUUCGUGAAUAACGCUCCACCGUCACAAUCUAGAGACGCAUCGCUGUUGUUGCCCGCUCAGCACGCCAUCGAGACAUUGUCUGUUCUGGCCAAUCAGGCCGCCGAGCUCUGGGAGAACUACGACCGUCUCUUUGUCGUCACCGUUCUCCUUAUCGGCGAUAACGCUGCUCGUAUCCUGCGCUGGGAUCGAGCAGGUGUCACCGUCUCUGAGCGCAUCGCUCUUACGGCCGCCGAUAACCCUGUCGCGGAGCUCCUUACGUGCUGGCAGAUCAUGGCGCCAGCAGACCGAGGAUACGAUAUGACGCUCUCUCUUCCAAGCGAAACGGAGGCCACUCAAGCACGAGAAGCUUUCGAGAGAUGCGCAACCGUCUCCAUCUCGCCAACUGUGCCACUCCGUCGCAUCGUCGUAGCAGACCGCGCAAACGCCUCCCAACCCGAGUCCGAGCAUACCUUGAUCGCGGCCGCGCCACCGCGCCUAGGUGAAAUUGUUGGCCGCGCAACCAUUGGAUAUGUCGCGUAUGACUUGACGGCGCGCAAGCUCGCCUGGUUCAAGGACUCCUGGCGAAACGAUGUUUACCAGUUCACACCGGAAGGCACGACGGGUCGGCUACUGAAUGCGAAGGGCGUGCCGCACGUUCCACGCGUACUUUGUGCCGGCGAUGUCCGAGGGCACUAUACACGUACGGAAACAUACGCACAGAUGGGUGGUGCAUGGAUGCAUGGACGACCUCGCGUGCGCGGGCACAGGCAUCACCGUGUUGUCUUCGACAUAGUUGCGCGUCCGCUGGAGACAUUCCGCUCAACACGCGAGUUGUGUACUGCCGUACGCGAUUGUCUUAUCGCCCACGAACACGCAUGGAACAACGCAGAUCUGCUUCAUCGCGACAUGAGCGCAGGCAACAUGCUCAUCGACGAGAACGGCCGCGGGGUGCUCGUCGAUUGGGAACUGGCAGCUGUGCGCGCAAAGUGUCGUCUCAGUCCAUGCAUUGGGACAUGGAACUACAUGUCCGCCGCACUCGCCGAGGAUGAUCGGCGAGUGAACCGCGAUGAAGACGACGCCGAAGCUGCCGUCCAUGCCCUCAUCGAGACGUUGUUGCGCUAUCGCCCCACCAAGGUGCACGAACUACGUGGUGUUCUGGAUCACGUAUGGCCGAACGAAACGAACGACCCCGUCCCGGGAAGAGGGAAGCGAGAGUUUUGGGAGGGGAUGAUUGUUGGCGAGGAGGAUUUGGUAGCUUCACUCCCACCGCCGUGUGUGGCCAUGAUACGCGACCUUAGGGCUCUCUUCAGGCAUGCCUAUGCCGGAGCAAAUGCGGUCUGCUGCAGCGCUGUGCGCGGCGUUCUAGACGAACAUCUCAAGAGUCCCGGCUGGCUGGAAACUGACGGGGCUUGCGACCAACUUCGGUUUGGCCCAAAGCAAUAG